Messenger RNA from Thermothielavioides terrestris NRRL 8126, 1728 nucleotides. RefSeq lists its product as uncharacterized. Lineage: Eukaryota; Fungi; Ascomycota; Sordariomycetes; Sordariales; Chaetomiaceae. The transcript has 5 exons. Gene Ontology annotation, biological process: small GTPase-mediated signal transduction. Gene Ontology annotation, molecular function: GTPase activity; GTP binding. Bases 465 to 1082 code for a protein of 205 amino acids. The record is from RefSeq and is a predicted model, not a curated record.
AUUGCUUGUUCAUCUGUCCUUACUGCCUUGCUCCUGGCUCGCACAAUACCCCUGUUCACGUUCCUUAGAUUUUGCGAGUAGGCUAAGGAUACAGACCGCUCUUACCUCUUCUCGAGGUUACCUGCUGCUACUCGCUCCGAUCCAUCAAUCGAAUUGCAGUUCCUGCCUUGCGCUUACGUCAAAACUCUCGAACUUUUCGCUUCCGUGUGUGCCCGCGCUGCCAUCGCUCGUACUUUCCGACAGCGUUUUUUGCCCGUAACCGUUCGCUCGCUAUCGUCCCGUCUUUUGUUUCUGCAUCAACUGUCCGAUCACUCGAGGGACAAGGACGAACGUCGAGAGCGAACAAGGCGCAGCGCAGCGAAAGUACACCACACCAUCUCGCUGCCCUCUGCUCCCUGCCAAACGGUACACAGCCUCUCCAGGAACAAAUACAUUCUCCCGCCUCGCCCAAUUAAGUCGCAACGAUGCCUUGCGGUUUCGGGGAUUCAAAGACGGUCCAGCGCAAGCUGGUCUUGCUAGGCGACGGUGCGUGCGGCAAGACCUCGUUGCUAAACGUCUUCACACGAGGCUACUUCCCCACCGUAUACGAGCCGACCGUCUUCGAGAACUACGUGCAUGAUAUCUUCGUCGACAAUGUCCACAUCGAGCUGUCACUGUGGGAUACGGCCGGGCAGGAGGAAUUCGACAGGUUACGAAGUCUCUCAUAUGACGACACGGACCUGAUCAUGCUCUGCUACUCGGUGGAUAGCAAAGAUUCGCUGGAGAACGUCGAGAGCAAGUGGGUGGGCGAGAUUGCCGAUAACUGCCCAGGCGUCAAACUUGUCCUGGUGGCUCUGAAGUGCGACCUGCGAGAGUCCAGCGAAGAGGAGGACGCUGUGAACGAAGACGGCAGCCCACGGGAGAAGAAGCCGAUGAUCAACUACGAGCAAGGACUUGAAGUGGCGCGCCGCAUCCACGCUCUGCGCUAUCUUGAGUGCUCUGCCAUGCGGAACCGGGGCGUCAACGAGGCCUUCACAGAAGCGGCUCGCGUUGCCUUGUCGGUGAAGAAAGAGCGCGAGGAGUCCAAGUGCGUCGUCAUGUAGACGGCUCUACCCUUGGCAGCAGCCGGGGGGCAUCGGACGGGCUGCUCUGAACACGACAUACAGAGCGCGAGACCUCGCGUGGCGAAACCGACCAUAGCAGGUCUCACAGCUCUCCGGCCACUAACCCCACACCGGUUCCUGGUGUUGACGUCGAACGACUUGACCAUGACCGAUUUAUCUCUUCUCGACCACCUUUGCUCUGGGAGUUUGGCGCGCACUCUAUAUUUCUUGCUACGACUUCGAUACGUCUGAAGGGCGCUUUUUCGACUGUAUAUAACUUCGACUCGGCCUUCGCUCGUGCGACCAGAUGCCGAUCUCUUCAUCGCAGGGUUACGUUUGCGAGCCACCUCGUUUUGGAUGCCGACUUUCCCCCGCCCAUUUGCCGCUGAUACCGCGACGAUGCGGUUUAUCAUUCGAGAUGCUGCAGGACCCAUGGUUCGGAGGAGACAUCGGGAUGGUGGCAAAGGAUGCGAGGCAACUGCAAAGCUCGACGUGCACAUUAGGGCGGCCUGCUUUUUUGAAAAGUAGUUAGAUGUUUUAAUUUGGCGAGCUGCGCGGGCGUCGGGCGGCCACGGGGUUGUUUGCUCCUUUUUAGCUAUCCUCGACGGUGAGGCGGCAGGAAUAAGAAUCACAGUGAAUUUGGAAC